AUACACUCCCCUUCCUCCUCCCUCUGCCUCGGACACAUGCAGACAUCCAGGCUUUUGCAAAUGUGAGAAAAAUGAAUGAAUACAUGAUGUUCUAUCACCUGCGUCAAGGGUCAAGAGCUAAUUUAGAUUGUCAGUAAAAUAGAUUUGUUUAUUUAAGGCAUUAGCCCUUUGCUUCACUCUCAAGUUCAGUGGCCGGACGGAGCAGCUGUGGCUGUCCGUCAGUCAUACUGCCUCAGAGAGAGCUAGAAAUGUGGGGGGAGCUGAAGUGGUUAAACAAGAAGUUGGAAAACACUGUAAUUGUGUGUAACUUGAAACCACAGAAGGUGACAGCUAACAGCCUGCAAUAGAUCUGGAUCCAGAUUGACCCAAAUCCAAAGGACUUCAUCUGGGACCAAAAAAAACCUACGACUUAUUUGCCCUCCUUUUUGGACUCCUUCAAACAUGGAGACUCAACAGUCCAAGGGCAAGAAGGAGGACUCCAAGACCAAAGAAGAAGCAGGUGCUGCUGUGGACGCAGAGCUAGCCAAAGCCAUAAUGGCUCGGUGUUUCCACCCCUCUGUGAUUGGCCCGGAGCCCUGGGAGGGAUACGUCUUUAACGAUCUGCAGAUCCGUAUCAAAGAGUCCACAGACAUCUAUGGAGCUGUGCUCUGGCCCUCAGCGAUGGUGUUGUGUCAUUUCUUAGAGACCAACCAGGACAAAUACAACCUGAUGGACAAAAAUGUGAUUGAACUGGGUGCUGGAACUGGGCUCGUCACCAUCGUGUCCAGCCUGUUAGGUGCCAAGGUGACCUCCACUGACCUGCCAGAUGUGUUGGGGAACCUCCAAUACAAUGUUAUGCGCAACACCAAGGGCCGAUGCAAGUACAUCCCUCUGGUCACUGAGCUCGUCUGGGGUCAGGGCGUGGAGCAGCGUUUCCCGCGUGCCACACAUUGUUUCGACUACAUCAUGGCAGCCGACGUGGUGUAUGCCCAUCCUUUUCUGGAGGAGCUGAUGGACACCUUUGAGUACCUGUGCCAGGAAAACACACAGAUCCUGUGGGCCAUGCGUUUUCGACUGGACCCGGAGAACAGCUUCGUCGACCGCUUUCGGCAGCGCUUCCACCUGGAGGAGCUGUACGACCUCCCCAGCCUCAGUAUCAAACUGUACCGAGCCUGUAGGAAGGAUAAGAGGACUCAGGACCGUAGAGAGGCUGCUGCCUGAACUGUGUACACACACUGCAUAUGAAGUGUGUGUGUGUGAGGGUGUGAGUGUGUCUGUGACUAAAUUUGUUGUUUAUUCUGUAAUGUCAGGUGUUUUCAUGGACCUCAUGCAAAUCUCUAAAUGUAUCUAUCUGUCUAAAAUGACCACUGAAUUCAAUCUGACAUCGUGUCACUCAACAGUCUUAUUUAUAGCUGAUCUGUUCAUUUAGGUGACCUUCAAUAAACCAGCAAGUCUGUAUGUUUGGA
Molecule: messenger RNA, 1445 nt
Organism: Epinephelus lanceolatus (giant grouper)
Lineage: Eukaryota; Metazoa; Chordata; Actinopteri; Perciformes; Serranidae
Gene: mettl21e
Product: methyltransferase like 21e
Source: RefSeq, a predicted model, not a curated record